AUGGCGAAGCACUUCGGUUCGGACACAGACGUCAGCUCAAUUAAAUGGCAAUUUCGCGGCAUCAGAGCUGGUGCUAAGAUCCAAAAAGAUGCAGUGCUCAACGGAAAAGAUCCCAAGGACUUUGACGUAGCUCUGAAUCCUGAUCCUAGAAAACGCGGCAAUAAGGGCGAGUGUUCUUUGAAAGCGAUAUUGUUUCGUUAA
Molecule: messenger RNA, 201 nt
Organism: Botrytis deweyae
Lineage: Eukaryota; Fungi; Ascomycota; Leotiomycetes; Helotiales; Sclerotiniaceae
Exons: 1
Coding region: 1-201 (66 amino acids)
Source: RefSeq, a predicted model, not a curated record